AUGUGGCAGCUAACCCACGAGACUAACGUUAUCGCCCAGUCCUCGAGGGCAGCAGGGCGCACGGGGCGCACAGGGCAGCAGGGCAGCAGGGCGCACAGGGCAGCAGGGCAGCAGGGCGCGCGGGGCGCACAGGGCUGCAGGGCGCGCGGGGCGCACAGGGCAGCAGGGCGCACAGGGCUGCAAGGCAGCAGGGCGCGCGGGGCGAACAGGGCAGCAGGGCGCACAGGGCUGCAGGGCAGCAGGGCGCACAGGGCUGCAGGGCAGCAGGGCGCGCGGGGCGCGCAGGCCGCGCAGGGCAGCAGGACAGCAGGGCGCGCAGGGCUGCAGGGCGCGCGGGGCGCACAGGGCAGCAGGGCAGCAGGGCGCACAGGGCUGCAGGGCAGCAGGGCGCGCAGGGUGAACAGGGCAGCAGGGCGCACAGGGCUGCAGGGCAGCAGGGCGCACAGGGUUGCAGGGCAGCAGGGCGCGCGGGGCGCGCAGGGCUGCAGGGCGCACAGGGCGCGCAGGGCAGCAGGACAGCAGGGCGCGCGGGGCGCGCAGGGCUACAGGGCGCGCGGGGCGCACAGGGCAGCAGGGCAGCAGGGCGCACAGGGCUGCAGGGCAGCAGGGCGCGCGGGGCGAACUGGGCAGCAGGGCGCACAGGGCUGCAGGGCAGCAGGGCGCACAGGGCUGCAGGGCAGCAGGGCAGCAGGGCGCGCGGGGCGCGCAGGGCUGCAGUGCGCGCAAGGCGCGCAGGGCAGCAGGACAGCAGGGCGCGCAGGGCGCGCAGGGCUGCAGGGCGCGCGGGGCGCACAGGGCAGCAGGGCAGCAGGGGGCGCGGGGCGCAGCAGGGCUGCAGGGCGCGCAGGGCUGCAGGGCAGCAGGGCAGCAGGGCGCGCGGGGCGCAGCAGGGCUGCACGGGCGCGCGGGGCGCACAGGGCAGCAGGGCAGCAGGGCGCACAGGGCUGCAGGGCAACAGGGCGCGCGGGGCGCGCAGGGCUGCAGGGCGCGUAG
Molecule: messenger RNA, 993 nt
Organism: Closterium sp. Naga37s-1
Lineage: Eukaryota; Viridiplantae; Streptophyta; Zygnematophyceae; Desmidiales; Closteriaceae
Source: the annotation of a GenBank genome assembly